UUGGCUCCACCACAGCCAAAUGUUGCUCUUAAUGAAGAGAGGACUGAAGGGAACGCUGAUGGGACUGCGUCAGAGUCAGUGCCUCAACCUGAAUCGAGCAUUCCUGGGACAGCACCGGAGGAAGUGUCUUCGAAACGUCGUAGAGGGCGGAAACCCAAAUUAGCUCCACCACAGCCAAAUGAUGCUCUUAAUGAAGAGAGGACUGAAGGGAACGCUGAUGGGACUGCGUCAGAGUCAGUGCCUCAACCUGAAUCGAGAUUAGCUCCACCACAGCCAAAUGAUGCUCGUAAUGAAGAGAGGACUGAAGGGAACGCUGAUGGGACUGCGUCAGAGUCAGUGCCUCAACCUGAAUCUAGUUCGGUAUCGAAACGCAAGGAAAGAAGUUAUCCACGCCGACCGGACAGCGGUGGUACGCUUGGUCAAGCAGUGGCCGUCCAGGUGAAUUGUUGGGAUUUUGAAAUAUCGGGUGUGCCAGUCCAUACGUAUGAUAUAGAGCCGGUCAAAGUUAUCGGUGAUAAAUCCGGCACACUGAAAUUGACCGACACGAAGUUGAGGAGCUUUUUAAAGGAAGUUAUUAAUGGAAAUCGGACGGAUGUUUUUUACGAUGGAGGACGCCUUUUGUACUCGCUAUCACCGUUGAGGGGUGUAAACAGUUCUACCGUGACAUUCCGAGAAUGCGUACCCGACCCUUUCGAGCGUGAAGGCCUGACGUUGGAGUACAACAUAACAAAGAAGUAUUCAUUGUCUGCUUCGCAAAUAUAUGAGUACGUAAAUAAUGAAACCGCGAAUACGAACGACAUCCCACAAGACGCCGUCAAAAUGGUGAAUUGUCUUUUAAAGUGGGUAACCCGCGAGAUAUUCGUCAACAUCGGCAAAUCAGCUCUGUUCUAUCCAAAACCAUUGAAUUCGUCUCCAUCUGAUUUGUAUGUCAUACACUCUGGUUUCACAUGCAGUGUUCGGCCACAGUGGAAAGUGCGAUUGAACGUCGAUACCGUUUGCAAGGCAUUUUUUCCUGCUGGAAACUUGGCUGACAUUCUGUUUGCUAAAUAUGAAAUGUCAAUGUAUCUCCGGAAGAAUUGGCAAGAAAUGGCCAAUGACAUUAAUGGGUUACGUGUUGAGGCAAGCCACUACAAGACCAAGGAAGGUAAAAGCUACAAGAGGCAGUACACAGUGUUUGGGCUUUCGAAAUGUACCUCUGCGGACGAAAAAAUCCCAGAUCUGAAUAUGUCUGUAGAGACAUAUUUUAAGGCUACGUACGAUUUGGAUCUUAAGUAUCCGGAUCUCCCCUGUGUCAAGGUAAGGAAGGAUAAGGAGGUGUAUAUUCCUAUGGAAUUAUUAACAGUUUUGCCAUAUCAAAAUACCACCGCGACGAAGGCAGAGGUUGUUAGCGCCAUCAUCAAGGAAGCCUCUGUGGAUCCGAGCAAACGAUUCAACACCCUGGACACUUUCUUGACAGAGUUUACUCAGAACCGGCACAGACUGUUGUCGAGGUUCAAAGUGAACAUACCUCAGCGACGUCCACUAACCGUGAGAGCACGAGAACUGCCACAGCCGACGGGGAAAUUUUGGGCUGCGCCAAAAUCUCUAGGGCGAGGCAAGUGGUGGCCAGAAAAAUUCAACACUGCCGCGCCUGAGUCUGUGACAUGGGCUGUCUUCGCUACUCCUCCUUAUACUGGAGUGAAACUGCUGAUUUUCCUGUUACAUGAAGGCGAAGGAUACGCGGAAAUCAAGCGUCUAGGUGACCUUUAUACGGGCCUUGUGACUCAGUGCAUCAAGUCACAGACUAUGCGACAGAAGAACUUCUUCAGCGUUUUACGUAACGUGAUGCUGAAAAUCAAUGGGAAAUUGGGCGGGACGAAUUGGCUGGUGACUGAAUUAAAAGAAAAUAAGUUAUUUAAGAAUUUGGCUCGAAAGAAAUUGGUGAUGGUGAUGGGCGCGGAUGUAACUCACCUGCCACAAUCAGGCCACAACGGGACGGCUAGGAAAUCGGUUGCCGCCGUCACUGCUUCAAUCACAGGCGACCUUAUGCAGUAUGUCGCCAUCGUACGACAACAAAAUAGGAAUGAAAAUGUGAAUAAGGAAGUUCGCGAGGUGAUCGAGGGAAUGGACGGUAUCGUCGCAGAUCUAUUAAAGGUCUUUCGUAAACGCAACAAUGAACUCCCGUCUAAAAUAAUCUUCUACCGAGACGGCGUUUCGGAGGGUCAAUUUGCAACGGUGUUGCAUGACGAACUUGCUGCAAUUCAACGUGCAUGUUCCACCGCGUACUCCGGCUACGAGCCCGGCAUUACCUUCAUUGUGGUGCAGAAACACCACCACAUCCGAUUUAAGCCGAUUGAUUCAAGUACACUGUUUUUCUCUUGCAGUGAAAAUGUGCAAGCAGGCACCGUGGUCGAUACAGAAAUCACACAUCGAUAUGGAUUCGACUUCUACCUCUGUUCGCAAGAGGGCAUGCAAGGUACUUCAAGACCAGCUCACUACCAAGUUCUGUAUGACGAUAAUGACUGGAGCUCCGAUUCACUGCAGUGUUUCACAUAUUUCCUGUGUCACACGUACAUGCGAUGCUGUCGGAGUGUCUCUUACCCGGCACCGACCUACUACGCCCACUUGGCUGCGUUCCGUGCUCGUGAAUGGCUGAAGGAGGCGCAGUCCGUGGACAGCCUACUGGCGAAUAAUCGUUUCAAGGUGAACCCUAAUCUUCAGGAUCGCAUGUUCUUUUUGUGA
Messenger RNA from Mesocestoides corti, 2721 nucleotides. Lineage: Eukaryota; Metazoa; Platyhelminthes; Cestoda; Cyclophyllidea; Mesocestoididae. The record is from the annotation of a GenBank genome assembly.